Brassica oleracea var. oleracea is the source of this 1514-nucleotide messenger RNA. RefSeq lists its product as uncharacterized. The record is from RefSeq and is a predicted model, not a curated record. The transcript is spliced from 2 exons. Bases 141 to 1292 code for a protein of 383 amino acids. NCBI's taxonomy places the organism in Eukaryota, Viridiplantae, Streptophyta, Magnoliopsida, Brassicales, Brassicaceae.
UGAAAAGAAAAUAAACUUUCACACAAAAGAGAAGCUUUUUUGGCAUAUCCUCACAGAGAGAGAGAGGAAGCUGACCGGAGAAGACGAAGCAAGUUCGAAACUUUCGUCAGAAUCGAUUUAAGGUGGUGGGUGUGUGAGUAAUGGACGGGAAGCUUCCUCAAGGAGUUGCGGUUCGUGGUGGAGCUUCUUCCUACGGAGGAUUCGAUCUUCAAGGCCCCAUGAGCCAGCAUCUCCAAGGUCUUCCCUUUGCUAUGGUUUCAGGACAAACCUGUGGUCAUCACUUGUCUGAGCAACAUAAAGGCGAAAGAGAGAGUGAUGAUGAUGAACAACCAAGUUUCAACGAGGAAGCAACUAAAGGGUCUCCAUGGCAGAGAGUGAAGUGGACUGAUAAGAUGGUGAAGCUAUUGAUAACUGCUGUGUCUUAUAUAGGUGAUGACUCGUCUAUGGAUGGUGGGAGUAGAAGAAAGUUUGCGGCUUUACAGAAAAAGGGCAAGUGGAAGUCUGUUUCCAAAGUCAUGUCCGAGAGAGGCUAUCAUGUCUCGCCUCAGCAGUGUGAGGAUAAGUUUAAUGAUUUGAAUAAACGGUAUAAGAAGCUUAACGAUAUGCUUGGUAGAGGAACGUCUUGUCAGGUUGUUGAGAAUCCUAAGCUUUUGGAUUCUAUUGGGUAUUUGAAUGAUAAAGAGAAGGAUGAUGUGAGAAAAAUCAUGAGUUCUAAGCAGUUGUUCUAUGAGGAGAUGUGUUCUUACCACAAUGGGAACAGGUUGCAUUUGCCUCAUGACUUUGCUUUGCAGCGCUCGCUUCAGGUUGCGCUUAGAAGCAGAGAUGAUCAGCAUCGAGUUGAGGAUCUUGAUGAUGAGGAUCAUGAUGGGGAAGGUGAUGAGCAUGAUGAUGAUGUUGACCAUGGGGAUUGUAGGGUUGUUGGUGGUCCUUUGAAGAGGGCGAGACAGAGCCAUAGCCAUAGCCAUGAAGGUGUUGAUCAUCAGGGCCAUGUGAAUUCUCUGGAAUGCAAUAAGGUCACUUUGGCUCUUCCUCAAGGUGGGGCUGAGAGUGGGAGAUCAGCUUCUGUUCAGAAGCAGUUGAUUGAGUCUAGGACUCUCCAGCUAGAAGAGCAGAAGCUUCAGAUUCAAGUUGAAUUGCUGGAAUUGGAGAAACAGAGAUUCAGGUGGGAGAGGUUUAGCAAGAAAAGGGAUCAAGAGCUAGAGAGAAUGAGGAUGGAGAAUGAGAGGAUGAAACUUGAGAAUGAUAGGAUGGGACUGGAGUUGAAACAAAGGGAGCUGGGUGUUGAGUUAUAACGGAGUUAGCUUUUUGUUUUUUUCCUUUCUUGAUUGGUAUAUAUAGCUUCGCUAAAUGAAGACUAGUUUUGUGUUAUUGUAGUGAGGAAGGAUUGUUUAGUAUAAGCACCACUCGGUCACUUUCUCCAUCAUUCUGAUGUAUUAUUAUCUCUGUCUGACAUCUUAAUCAAAUUUUAGAAUGUAACAAAUGUUUCAUUUUCUAUUAAAGAAAGCAUCAAAAGA